CAGACAACCGCUUGGUCGGUAUCGGACGCAGUUUUUGUACGACUGAUGUUGCGGAACUUGGGCUGAACCUUUCAAUUAACGUCUUGCUUUUCGACUGGCUGCUUUCUUGUUCUCGAGACCACCGGAGCGCCUCCCCGUGGCUAUGAGGAGACCAGGUUUUCGGGCAGGUUAUGUUGGGGUUUUGGGAGAUGAUCACCGUUAGAUUUGUCUCCUCCGACGCUCGCUGGCGCAGAAACUUGGCACCGCAAUGUUUUUUCGAUGUUAGUUGUGCGAUAGAAACGUCCAUAGUAGUCAUUCGUUCGGUGUCUUGUCUUCACUCAGCUUUUUACCAUCUUCUCCGUCUGACAUCUCCAGUUCUGACCUUUGACGAGUGCUGUCCGAUUACUCUUCAGCUCUAGGUCGCUGGAGCGCCCACCGCCGCCGCCCUGGUUGAGAAAAGGCAUGAAAUGGGCUGAUCCCGUCGCUCACUUGUCAACAUGACUCCUACCCAGUUCCUAGGGGCGCCGUCGUCGCGUCCUGGGGGGUUAUCGAAGAGACGACGACCCUCACGAUCGCCACUCGUUACCAUUACUCUCUCAAGGACACUCCUUUUGACGUCAAUACUACUCACCCUCAUCCACGGCUCCCACGCCCAGCUCGACCCCAUCAAGAACUUCUGCCGAAUCUUCAGCCACCAAACCGCCGUGAUCGACAACAAGCUCUACAUAGACGGGGGCUUCAUCAACUACAACCCCAUCUCCCAGUAUCCAGCUAACUACACAAACACCGCCCUCCUCUACCUCGACCUCACAACCAUCACCGAAUCCGGCAUGCCCCCACUCUUGUCCACCUCCCCACCAAAAAACUCCUCCGUCCCCUCCGUCCACGGCGCCGCCCUCUGGGCUGACCAGCUCAACAAACGACUUUACCUCUUCGGCGGCGAACCUCCUCCUUCGCUUCCCGCUUCAAACUACUACUUGCCCUCGUUAUGGUCUUUUGAUGCCGUCUCGGAAGGAUGGGAAUUGGCUGCCCCCAAAAACAACCCGAAUCAGGUGAAGAUAGACGGAGUGUCGUAUGGAGCUGGGGUCAGUGUGGAAGAGAGGGGAGAAGGGUAUUAUUUUGGUGGGUGGAUUUCUGAUGGUAGUACGGGGAAUUCGACGGGAGUGGCAUCGGGGGCGUUGGUGAAGUUUGACUUUGAUGAGGGGCAGUGGUCGGUAAACGAGGGGCCUGAUCAAGAUGGGAAUGUAAAGAUAGGAAGGGCGGAAGGAGCGACGGUGUUCAUCCCCAUUGGGGAUGGCGGGAUGUUGGUUUACUUUGGGGGAGUGAUGCAGAGCCAGAGCGAGGAUGAUAAAAAGAGCGGGAAUGUGACAACGGAAGGCCAGCCGAUGGAGAUGAUUUAUCUGUAUGAUGUGCUGAGUAGUAAGUGGUAUGUGCAGAAUGCAACGGGGGAGGUGCCGGGGAAGAGGAGACGGUUCUGCGCCGGCGCGACGUGGGCGGGUGAUAGGAGCAGUUACAACAUAUAUAUAUAUGGCGGCGCCUCCACUCCCCCGGAUAACCACCCUGGUUACGACGACGUAUAUAUCCUUACCAUUCCCUCCUUCCAAUGGCUGAAGCUCUAUCCCAAGCCCUCCGGCAACUCUGACCCAAGCCAAAAUAACCAGCAAGGGGGAGCUUACCCCCAUCACUCCCUGACCUGCAACGUCAUUUCUCAGGCCCAAAUGCUGAUUAUAGGGGGAAGCUUCCCUCUCUCGACCGACUGCGACGUACCCUCCCAAUUCGGCACACAUAAUCUCGACCUAGGCGAGCAGAAUGCUAAGAAGGAACCGUGGCAGUUGUUCAACCCGAAUAUGACCACGUACGUUGUGCCGGAUGUGGUGGUAAAGGCGGUGGGUGGUGGAAAGGACGGCGGAGCGACCAAGAAAGAGCCUGAGAAGGGCUGGGCACAUCCGGAUUUGAGUGUCCUGCUGACUAGGGAAGCGAAGUUUGCGGCAAGAACUGCGACGCGCAGUGUCCCGAGCGCGACAGGUAGUUCUGAUGCAAACAGAGGAGGGCCGGGCCUUUCGAAGGGGGCAAUUGCUGGAAUUGCCGUUGGUGGGGCGGUGGCUUUUGUUGCGGUACUGGUCGGGGCUUGUUGGUUUAUCAGGCGACAUCGACAACGGAGGGUUCAAGACGAGAAGAGGAGGAGGGAGAAGCCUCUUGCCGAUGGGGCCGGGUUGGGUACUAUGGCUUCACACUCGGAUGUGCCACCUUGGAGCCCUGGGAUGACAGCUACAACCGGAUAUACACCCACGAGUCCGUAUUCUGAUGGCCCUUUCCAGAGACAGCAACAUGAGGGUAGCGUGUACUCUGCCAAUGUUCCUCGCCCGCCCGCAGAGUUGGAAGGGAAUACGUACUGGCAGGGGCCAGACGGAGUAACGUACGAGCUGACAAGUCCGGAGUCGGCGAUAUCUGAACAGCAGCAAAGUCUCCAAACCAAGAUCGAUUCCCAAGGGCGAGUCUGGAUGCAGGUCCCACCAGCUGGAAGAGGUGACCAUGGUAGUCCUGUGUCAAGGCAUGGGACCGUAACCGAAACCGGGUCAGGGUCCGGGACGCCCACAACAACAGCGGCUGACCCUCAUGGGAUGGAACCCCCAAUAUCACCAGCACAUCCGCCGGCAGAGCCACAAGAACUCGGUGUCAAUCCGAAACGCGGAAGUGCGGACGCCACGACGAUCUUGACGGGUUCGGCAGGCUGGGAUGCGGCAAGGGGGAGACCGAAGCAUCACACCUUCUAUCAUCCAUAA
Molecule: messenger RNA, 2762 nt
Organism: Neurospora tetraspora
Lineage: Eukaryota; Fungi; Ascomycota; Sordariomycetes; Sordariales; Sordariaceae
Exons: 3
Coding region: 477-2762 (761 amino acids)
Molecular function (GO): protein binding
Source: RefSeq, a predicted model, not a curated record